AUGCCUUCACCCUUAGAGACUUGGUUCUCUGAAAUCCCACCUAUAACACGUAUAUAUGUAUCUGCAGCAUGUGUUACAAGUAUAGCUGUGCAACUUGGGUUUGUGCAUCCUUUACAGUUGUGGCUCAAUUAUGAAAGCAUCGUUCAUGAUUUCCAGUGGUGGAGGUUAAUUACCAACUUUUUCUAUUUCGGACCCUUAUCCAUCGAUUUUUGCUUUCAUGUAUUUUUUUUAGCGCGAUAUAGCCGAAUGAUGGAAGAAGGAUUUUUCAGAAAUAAACCCGCAGAUUAUGUAUGGCUUAUGGUAUUCUCGGCCAGUGUCUUAAUUAUUUUAUCCAUCAUCGUGCCAUUUGCAUAUUUACCAUUUAUGGGAUCUGCACUCUCAUUUACUAUGGUUUAUAUCUGGGCUCGACGAAACCCAUAUGUCAGAUUGAACUUCUUGGGUCUGCUUGUUUUCACCGCACCUUAUCUUCCUUGGGUGCUCUUGAUAUUCUCCUUAUGUUUAGGUGGGCAGGUACCCGUAGGUGACAUCUUGGGAGUUUUGGUAGGUCAUAUCUAUUACUUUUUUGAGGAUGUAUGGCCAAGGGAACCCAUGAGCAACGGUAAGAAGUAUUUAGCCACACCUCGGUUCAUGUAA
This is a messenger RNA of Mucor mucedo, 633 nucleotides long. Its product is annotated as Derlin. Gene Ontology annotation, molecular function: ubiquitin-specific protease binding; misfolded protein binding. The coding region runs from base 1 to 633 and encodes 210 amino acids. Gene Ontology annotation, cellular component: Hrd1p ubiquitin ligase ERAD-L complex; endoplasmic reticulum membrane. NCBI's taxonomy places the organism in Eukaryota, Fungi, Mucoromycota, Mucoromycetes, Mucorales, Mucoraceae. The record is from RefSeq and is a predicted model, not a curated record. Gene Ontology annotation, biological process: endoplasmic reticulum unfolded protein response. The transcript has 4 exons.